UCAGCCAGCCCCUCUCUGCCUCUGUCUGUCUGUCUGUCUGUCCCUCUGUGACCUUGUGAAGGCAACGAUUUGCACAGGGUUGGCUAGACUGUUAGAAGGAAGAGCAGCAUGGGUAGGUUCUUAGGAGAGAACGGUGCGUCUCCUAACACCGCUGCGUCUGGCGGAGGGAAUGAUAGCAAGAGUUGCAGUGAAAAUGGGUCUUUCUCCCACUCUUCGUCCUCCUCCCCCUCCUCCUCCUCCUCAAUUUUGAAGACGGCGCCCAAUGGCAGCAAGAGCUGCAGUGAAAAUGGGGCUUUGUCCCACUCCUCCUCCUCCUCCUCCUCCUCCUCCUCCUCCUCCUCCUCAGUUUUUAAGACGACGCGCAAUGCGUACUUUCUUGGCAGGAGACGGAAACUACGUGAAGGGCGUCGUGGCUUUGGCGACGAGCCUUUGAUUGGUCAAGUCAACUUAUCCGCUGGUGGUGGCAGUGUUGCCCGACGUUCCCUGCUGACUCCAUUUGCUGAGCAGGACUUCCUGAACAUGUAUUUCAGAAAGACUUUCAAGCCUAUUCCCAACUGCUGCAACUUGGUAUUUGCCCUCAUUUGGAGACAUACUGAAAACGUGGAAGAGGAGGAGAUGAAGAUUGUUCACUUCCGUGGCACCGGACUGAAGCCGUGGGAUUUUGACCCUCUUGCACACCAUGCAGACGAGCCUUUUGUGAGAAGACUGGUUGAGCGAUGGAGAGAAAUCUAUGAUACUGCAGCUAUACCAAGCGAGAGCGGCUGCAUUACCCAAGGAAACGCUAACCAUCCUGUGGAUAGUGGAUUCUUCAAGAUGAAGCAAAAUCUGGAUCUGACACUUGUUGGGGCGGCGUGGCGCGACUGGGAGCGCCACGCCACUCCGCUAUCGACAUGGGCCGGCCAAAGCGCGGCAGGCACGUACGCGGAGGCGAAGUUCCGGAGGGGUGAGCCGGAAAUUCGAAACGGGCGAAAGCGGGGGAACGUGCGUGGGCGGGGUGGCGGAGUUUGCGGUGCACAGGACACGGGUGCCGACACUGUGCAUGGGGCGGACGUCCAUGCAUGUGCGUGCAGGCGGCAUCGUGAUGCGGACAAUGUGCAUGGGCGCGACGUCGAUGCAUGGCUAUGUUCGACGAACGCGGUGGACGGGCUGGAGAAGGAGGAGGGAUCUGCUGUGCACACUCCGAGAGCAAAGAUCGAGGACAACUUCUUCAGCUCGCCGGUUGCGGCGGGUUCGAUGGAGCCGUCGGAGUCAGUGGGGCCGUCCGACUCUCAUCGGGGUCGGAAGAGGAGAGGUGGUGGUCCCAAGGGCGAUCAGGAUCGCGAUGUAGCUGCUUCCCUGCACGAGAAUCAUGAGAUUUCGCAAGCUUCUGAAGGUGAGUCAGCAGAUGAGGACCAAGCGGAUGCCAAGGGGGCUUCAAAGAAAAAAACUCGACAACGAAGAGAAGGCCCGAAGUCCCAAGGUCGAUCUCAUCCGAGAGGAAAGAUGGAGGGCGAUUUCUUCAGUUCGCCGAUUGCGGCGGGUUCGACGGAGCAGUUGGAGAUAGGAGAGCCGUCCGAUGAUCCUGGGGGGGAUGGGAAGAGGAGAGGUCGCGAUCGCAAUGGCGAUGUAGCUGCUUCUGCGAACGAGAUUUCGCGAGCUUCUCAAUCUGAGUCAGAAGACAAGGACGGUCGCGACCGCGGUCGGGAUCGUGAAGUGGAUGACAAGAAGGGGGGGCCUUCCAGGAAAAGACCCGGUCCGGGAGAAGGCUCAAAGUCCCGAGGUCGAUCUCGGCGUCGGGAACCAAAAGAACCGUCUGGGACAGUGCCAGAGACAGGCCCUGGGACAGGUUCGGGACGUGGUGGUCCGCUUAAACGAGACAUGGAACGUGCUGAACGCGAGGAAUUAGAGAAGAUAAUGUCAGAGAGCAGAGAGGAAGGAGAGAAUACAGAUGGGAUUGCGCGGGCAGUGAUUGCCGCUGAGCGGGAAGUCAGGGGUUUGUUGCAGAAGCUUCGGGAAAGCCAUGUGUCUUCUCAGGACAUCAAGAAGAUGCUGGAGGUCAACGGCUACGAUCCACGUCUGAUGACUGAAGACCUGAUGUGGAAAAUAUGUGCGGACGGGAUGCUGUAUGGUCCUCUCAAAAGGUGUCCUCUGUGCAAUGGAUCGCUGAUGUACACUUGGGACGGCUAUAAAUGCCUUGGGGUUCUUUCCCCUUGGAGUGGGUGCUUUAUGACUCUGAGGGAGAGUGUGAGGAGAGAGGAGGCAUGGAAGAUUCCUGAAGACACUGAGAACCGGUUUCUCAUCGAGUGGUCGAAGAAUCAGCCGCCACCUGGCGAAAGACCGGUUAGGUAUCUGCGGCCAGAAGACAAACCAUUACUUGGUCUUACACUUUGUUUGGCGGGGAGAUUAAAACGAAGCCAGGGUUCUUGGAGGGAGAUCAUUGAAAAAGCAGGAGGGAAAUGGACUCCAGCACCAAGGGAAGGUACGCACUGCCUGGUGGUCCCCGAGGUCGAGGCCGAGCGAGGUGGUUCCGUCAAGGUGGUCGAGGCCCUGGACAAAGGCAUUCCAGUGGUUAAGGAGUCCUGGCUAGUGGACAGCAUUAAGUCGAAGAAGGUUCAGCCAUUGGAAGGGUACAAUGUGCUUGCUGAUCUGCCCACUGGUCCCGAACUUCCAUGGGACAAAAGACAUCCAGAUGCAGAGGCUGCAGAGGCUGUGAUAUCAGAGAUGAAAAUGCCGUCGAAAAGGGCUGUUUUCACAGAUACGGAGCUCCAGGAUGAGGGGGGAAGAAUCCUUGAAGAUGACGACGGGAAAGUCUACAAUGCUGCACUUGUGAUUGUCGAUAUGGGUGAUCAACAGAACAAGUACUGUAUACUCCAGGUAAUUGAGAUCAAAGGUGGAGAAGACGACAAUGUCUACUACAUCUACCACAGAAAAGGAAAAGUGGGUGAUGAAGACAGCCUCUCCGAAAGGCUGGAUGAGAUGGACUCCAGAACGGCGGCGACGGCGGAAUUCGAGAGAUUGUUUGAGGAGGAGACGGGAAAUGAGUUUGAGGGUUGGGCGAGGGGGGCGAAGAAGUAUGAGAAGCAGGCAUCCAAGUUCUUCCCGCUCGAUAUCAUGGACGACGCUGUGGAUGCUAGAGCAGGAGGGCUGACAGAGAGGCAACUGGGAAUCUCUGCGCUGAGGACGGAUGUAGACAAGCGCGUUGCCCAAGUGCUGAAGAUAUUGUUUUGCCAAGUGCCGUACCGAUAUGCCAUGACAGAGAAUGGAGUCGAUGCACCCGACCUGCCACUAGGCAUCUUGACCAGGGACCACAUAGAGAAAGCGUACCAAGCAUUGAUUAAAGUGGCUGAUGCAAUGCAUGCUGACGGAGACGACGCUCUCGAGAAGGAGGGUCUUCUUUACGAUGCCUGCAGCCAGUUUUUUACCCUCGUCCAUACGACUCGACCAUUCAUUAUUCGCAAUGAUGUCGAAUUCGUCGAGGAGGGAAGCGCAUUGGAGAUGCUGCGUGACGUUGGUGUCGCGUCAAAGUUAAUCGGAGACUUAACGAAUGACAUGGGCGACGACCCGAUGAUGAAUAGGUACCUGAAGCUGGAGUGCAAGAUAACUCCUCUAGACAAAGAGGGUGCAGACUAUGCCAUGGUGAAGCGCUAUUUGGAGAGAACACUAGAUCCAGUCAUCUUCAGAGAUGGGGAGUUUACCUUGCGCCUGGAAGAUGUGCAUUAUUUGGAUCGCGAAGGCGAAAGCCUUGAAACUCUUUCUGGCGGCAACAAGACACUUCUUUGGCAUGGGACAAGAACAAGCAAUAUUAUAAGGUACUUAAAGGAGGGUCCAUUGCCGGUGCUCCUGGAGGCACCCCUUCCGGGAUACAUGUUUGGAAAGGGAAUUUACUUUUGCGACGCGGCAUGUAAGGCAGCGCAGUAUGGAUUCACUGCUGUUGAUCGGCAAGAAGCCUUUCUGAUGCUUUGUGUCGUCGCACUCGGUGAUUCUGAAGAGCUCACACAGCCGAAGUAUUUCUCGACUCCUCCGGAAGGAAAGCAAUCGGUGAAAGGUGUCGGGAGGAGGGGACCACAGCCAGACGAGUUUGAGACGUGGAAAGAUGAUGUCAAGGUGCCAGCUGGCAGGCUUGUCGAUCUGACCAGCGGCAAUGAUGGCGGUGACAGGCAGCUAGUCUACAACGAGUAUGCUGUGUACGACCCUCGUCAGGUAAAGCUUCAGUUUCUGUUGAGUGUUCGGUUUCAUGUCAUUUGAGCUUUUUCAACGUUGAAGUCCUUCGGCUCGAGGAGCAUGGGGCGCAAGGGGUUCAAUAAUGAGGCUAUUGCAAAUUGACA
Molecule: messenger RNA, 4304 nt
Organism: Chara braunii
Lineage: Eukaryota; Viridiplantae; Streptophyta; Charophyceae; Charales; Characeae
Source: the annotation of a GenBank genome assembly